Nymphalis io (European peacock) is the source of this 833-nucleotide messenger RNA. RefSeq names its product proteasome subunit beta type-1 (gene Prosbeta6). The record is from RefSeq and is a predicted model, not a curated record. Bases 99 to 797 code for a protein of 232 amino acids. The transcript has a single exon. NCBI's taxonomy places the organism in Eukaryota, Metazoa, Arthropoda, Insecta, Lepidoptera, Nymphalidae. Gene Ontology annotation, cellular component: proteasome core complex.
UUUAACAAUUGUCAAAAUUUCUCAUUAAUAGUGCAUGUCAUUAUUUUAUCACUUUAAAUAAGUUUUUCGUUUGAUAAUAUCAUAUUUGAAUAACCAAAAUGCUCAGCAUUAACGAAAAUUUUCCUGAAUAUUCAGUGCCUGGCGCUAAACAACAUCGUUUUGAACCUUAUGCAGACAAUGGUGGAAGCGUUGUGGCCAUCGCCGGUGAAGACUACGCUGUGAUCGGAGCUGACACUCGACUGAGUACCGGCUUCUCUAUCUACACAAGAGAACAGAAAAAGCUAUUCAAACUCUCCGAUCAAACUGUACUCGGGGCUACGGGAUGUUGGUGUGACACACUUACUUUAACUCGGUUACUGCAUGCCAGAAUGCAAAUGUAUCAGCACGAGCAUAAUAAAGCCAUGUCAACGCCUGCCGUAGCUCAGAUGCUAUCUACUAUGUUGUACUAUAAAAGAUUCUUUCCAUAUUAUAUUUCUAAUGUUUUGGCUGGCUUAGAUGCCGAUGGAAAAGGAUGUGUGUAUAGUUAUGACCCUAUUGGUCAUUGCGAACGAUCUAAUUACCGUGCCGGUGGUUCCGCUGGAGCUCAGCUGCAACCUCUAUUGGACAACCAGAUAGGUUUGAAAAAUAUGCAAAAUGUAACAGAGGUGCCCUUGCCAAGAGAAAAGGCUUUGGCCCUCUUAAAGGAUGUAUUCAUCAGUGCAGCUGAACGUGAUAUCUAUACUGGUGACUGUAUCUAUAUUCUGGUCAUUACAGCAAACGGCAUCCAAGAGGAGAAAUUUGAACUUCGUAAAGAUUAAUUUUGUGUUUCAUUAAAUAAAGAUUUAUAAAAAUAA